AUGCAGAUCUUCGUGAAGACCCUGACGGGCAAGACUAUCACCCUUGAGGUCGAGUCGUCCGACACGAUCGACAAUGUGAAGGCCAAGAUCCAGGACAAGGAGGGAAUCCCUCCCGACCAGCAGCGCCUUAUCUUCGCCGGCAAGCAGCUCGAGGACGGCCGCACGCUUGCCGAUUACAACAUCCAGAAGGAGUCCACCCUCCAUCUGGUGCUGCGCCUGCGUGGAGGUGCCAAGAAGCGCAAAAAAAAGACGUACACCAAGCCUAAGAAGCUCAAGCACAAGAAGAAGAAGGUGAAACUCGCGGUGCUGCAGUUUUACAAGGUGGACGACAGCGGCAAGGUGCAGCGCCUGCGUAAGGAGUGCCCGAACCCUGACUGCGGCCCGGGUACCUUCAUGGCUAACCACUUCGACCGCCAUUACUGCGGCAAGUGCGGCCUGACCUACGUGUACAAGAAGGAAGGCGGUGACGAGUAG
This is a messenger RNA of Closterium sp. Naga37s-1, 474 nucleotides long. NCBI's taxonomy places the organism in Eukaryota, Viridiplantae, Streptophyta, Zygnematophyceae, Desmidiales, Closteriaceae. The record is from the annotation of a GenBank genome assembly.